CGUUAGAUGAUUUCCACAUAAUAGCGAUUGGCACGCGCUCUGUUGAUAUUGCUUAUAGAUCUACGGAUGAACUAAGCGUAAACUUACCCUACCUUACCUUGACUUGAGGGGCUGGUGAUCUUUCAGCGCUUACACAAUCGACCAACAUUAGAAAGCAAUUUGUAAACAAAUACAGAUCAUUGCGCGCACAUUCUAGUGUUCAUAACACACACAGUGAAUCGCUGCUGAUGUUAAAGAUCGCGCGUGACCCAUGCAACAGCGACUGCGUGUUAAAGUUUGGCUCUGUGAAUCGGUUUGCUUUCCUGGAUGCUGGUUUUAUUUACAUGGAUUAAGGCACACUCGCUGAAACUGGCAUCUUACACGAGGAUUUGAAUGAGCUGAGGAUGGCGGAUAUUAGGACGUAUAAUGUGGUUAUUUUGGGAAUAGGAUUUUUGCUCAUUUUUACCGCCUUCACCACCUGCGGUAAUAUCGAACAAACAGUGGUGAAAAGCUUGAAUAGCACUAACUUCACUGGGAGUGGGUAUCACAGCCUUGGAAUAAUAUAUGGAGUUUUUUCAUUCUGCAAUGUGUUAGCUCCCACUAUCAUUACAAUAAUCGGACCCCAGUUUGCAAUGUUCAUGAGUGGAGUUCUUUAUAGUGGUUAUAUAGCUGUUUUCAUCAUUCCAUCCACAUGGUCCUUUUAUUUCACUUCCGUGAUAAUUGGCAUUGGAGCAGCCAUGCUUUGGACAGCUCAAGGGCACUUUCUAGUGGAGAACUCUGAUGCUUCCACCAUCAACAGGAACACGGGACUGUUUUGGGCUUUACUGCAGUGCAGUAUGUUGUUUGGAAAUCUAUACGUUUAUUUUGAUUGGAAAGGAAAAUCUGACAUUUCAGAUAGAGACAGAAAGGUCAUGUUUAUUGCUCUGCUGGUUAUCUCAGCACUCGGCACACUGAGUUUUCUUGCAUUGAGGAAGGUCUGUCAGCAGGAAGAGGUUCUCUCUGAAGAGGAAGCCCAGUCUCUUUUAUCAACUAGAUUGAAAUAUAAACAGAGAGCAACAUCUGCUGUGAUGGAAGCUAAAACCGAGUUUAAAACAAUGUUGGAAAUAUUCAAAACAAAAACCAUAUUGUUAUUAAGUUUCUGCAUGGCAUACAGUGGUUUGGAGCUGUCAUUUUACAGUGGUGUUUAUGGAACCUGCAUUGGAGCUACAACACACUUUGGAGAUGCAGCAAAAGGCUUAAUCGGCAUUUCAGGCAUUGUGGUGGGAAUCGGAGAAAUAGUUGGGGGAGGAUUGUUUGGCCUUGUACUGAAGAAUAACCGUUUCAGGCGCACUUCAGUUGUCUUUUUAGGGAUGGUUGUGCACUUUGUGGCCUUCUACUUGAUAUUCCUCAACAUACCAGAUGAUGCACCUGUGGUUUUCCAAACAAGCUCACAGCAUAAGCCAUAUCUGGUACCAAGCGUGUCCAUUGCCCUGCUGUGCAGCUUCCUGCUGGGUCUUGGGGACAGCUGUUUCAACACUCAACUCUACAGCAUUCUGGGCCGGAUGUUUGCUGAGCAGAGCGCUCCAGCCUUUGCUAUAUUCAAAUUCAUACAGUCUAUUUUCGCAGCUGUGGCGUUCUUCUACAGUGGUUAUAUUCUGCUGACCUGGCAGCUCCUCGUGAUGGUCGUCAUGGGAUUUACGGGAACGCUGUGUUUUUUCAUGGUGGAGAGGAUGCAGAAUAUGUCAGCUGACACACAGGAGUAUUAGAUUAGAGUCUUUCUCAGGACACAUUUCAGUAAAUCUGAUGUAAAAUAAUGUUUGUAUAAAACACUACACGUGACUUGUGAGAAAGUGCCUUUGUUUUUGUUGGACUUUGGGACUUUAAUAUAAAGGUGGGAUUACAAUGAUUAUUUUUUUUAUUUACAUUCUAUGAUAGAAAAUUAUUAGUUGGAGCUGCAUUACAACGUUCUAUCUUUAAUGUGAUUGUUUUACGUUAAAUUUGAUAUUUCAAAUGAAAUUACAUUAUUAAAGGUGCACUUGGUUUGGAUAUGCUCAUGUUGUGUUGACUGACGUGACAGUCAUCUUAUACUGACACCUAAUGAUUUAGUUACAGCAUCAUGCAAAAGCAAAUUUGGUAUUUCGCUUGAUUUAUUUAUUCCAUGAGUGAAAGUGUCAGAUUAGAGCUGGGUUAGCAAAAUAAAACUAAUAUUUAGCUGGUCAUGUGAUUUCAUGUCUGCUCCCAUGAUUGGACCUGCUCCAUGUAAAAUAUUACAGCUUUUAUUAUGCUUCUGA
This is a messenger RNA of Carassius carassius (crucian carp), 2249 nucleotides long. RefSeq names its product UNC93-like protein MFSD11. The transcript is spliced from 14 exons. Lineage: Eukaryota; Metazoa; Chordata; Actinopteri; Cypriniformes; Cyprinidae. The record is from RefSeq and is a predicted model, not a curated record. The coding region runs from base 384 to 1724 and encodes 446 amino acids.